AUGAUUUUGAAUGUUGUCAAGGGAACCUUCUUCCUCUUUCUAACUGCAAUUGGCAUUGUAGGGAACAUCAUUGUUUUUGUGAAUUUUAUAUAUAGAUUUUGGAGAGGAACUCAGAAGAAGUCUACACACCUUAUUCUCAUCCAUUUGGCUUUUGCAAACACCAUAAUACUUCUUUCCAAAGGAUUACCAAUGGCAAUAGCAGCUUUUGGUUUGAGAUACUUGCUGGAUGAUAUAGGCUGUAAGGUAGUUGUUUUUCUACAGAGGGUGGCCCGGGAAUUUUCCAUCUGUACCACCACUCUCCUCACUGUGGUCCAGGCUAUUACCAUCAGUCCCAGAAGCUCUCUCUGCUGGAGAUUUAAGCCAAAGACUCCAAGAAAAAUUCUUCCCCUGUUUCUCUUCUUUUGGAUCCUCACUUCCUUGAAACCCAUCAACUUAUUUCAACACAUCGCAAACGUCAGAGCAAACACAUCAGAAGCUGCUAAAACUGACAAUUAUUGUUAUUUUCAACCAGAAAGUCAGAAAGCCAAAUGGCUACUCCUUAUUCUAAUGGCCAUGCACAGUGCCAUGUUUCAGGGUGUCAUGGGUGGGGCCGGUGGCUACAUGCUAUUUCUUCUCCACAAGCAUCACCAGCGUGUUCUCUACCUUCAGAUAUCUCACCUUCACAAAACUCUUCCUGAAAUGAGAGCUGCCCACAGUGUUCUCCUUCUGAUGUUAUGUUUUCUUUUCUUCUAUUGGACAGACUGUGUUCUCUAUCUAUUUUUAAAUUCUGUCUUAGAAACUAAUUCUGCAAUGUUAAAUAUUCAUGGCAUUUUGACCAUUGGGUAUGCAAGUCUCAGUCCCUUUGUGCUGAUUCAGAGAGAUGGAGGUCUGACCUGUUGCAAUUUUCUUUCAAAAAGAAAGACAUUGAAAAUAUCAGUUGCAGUGAUUUGUCAGUGA
This is a messenger RNA of Dipodomys ordii (Ord's kangaroo rat), 936 nucleotides long. Its product is annotated as vomeronasal type-1 receptor 4-like. Gene Ontology annotation, molecular function: pheromone receptor activity. The transcript has a single exon. The record is from RefSeq and is a predicted model, not a curated record. Lineage: Eukaryota; Metazoa; Chordata; Mammalia; Rodentia; Heteromyidae. Gene Ontology annotation, biological process: G protein-coupled receptor signaling pathway. Gene Ontology annotation, cellular component: membrane. Bases 1 to 936 code for a protein of 311 amino acids.